CCGCUGAAACAGUCACCGGAAAAAGGUCGAGUUUAAAUUUUGACAGACUAGAAGUAAAUUCGAAAAUGCGCGCGCACUGUAUUUCUUUCGCGAAUUACGAAUCAAUUGGUGAAGAUUCGUGGAAUUUAUUUGCAGAAUUGCAUUGAUUAUUAAAAGUAUUACCUCGUUGUUAAUACAGAAUUGUACCUGUGGUGAAAUUAUUGAGAAAAAUAAUCAACAUAACCUAAUUUUGGCUGUCAAAAUCACUUUUCUCGUUUCAUUCACCACGUGUGGUUGCCGCCGAAACUUCUCACAGAUUUACAGAAAAAUACAGCAAAAAUGGCAAGCGAUUUGGAACAGAAGAUCAUAAAACAAGUCGAGUAUUAUUUCGGCGAUAUUAAUUUCCCGCGCGACAAGUUUUUACAAGAAAAAAUCAAAGAAGACGAGGGGUGGAUUCCCAUCAAAGUUCUGUUAACUUUCAAAAGAUUGGCGAGCAUUUCUGAUGACCCCGAAGUCAUCGCAGCGGCUGUGGAAAAGUCCGAAAACAAAUUGGUAUUGGUAAGCGAGGAUAAAAGUAAGGUUAAGAGGAAUCCAGAGCAACCUAUUCCCGAGCAAAAUGAGGAGAGGCAAAAAGAACUACAAAAACGAUCCGCUUAUGCCAAAGGUUUUCCACUGGAUGAACAGCUAAAUGACAUUAUAUUAUUCAUGGAACCUUAUGGAGAAAUCGAUUGCGUCAUUCGUAGAACCCUAAAAGACCACAAAUUCAAAGGUUCUUGUUUUAUUGUGUUUAAAAAUUUCGAUGACUGCAAAAAAUUUGUUGAACUUGAGUCUGUAAAGUACAAGGAGACGGAAUUGAUAAGGAAAUUUCAGAAUAAAUAUCAUGAGGAUAAGAAGAAGGAGAUUGAGGAGCGUAAAAAGGCGCAAAAAGAGAAAAAAGAGGCCAACGAGAAGCAACAAGAGAAACAAAUUGAAUUGCCAAAGGCUGCUGUUAUUCAUUUUACAGGUAUUCCAGAGGGAACUUCAGUAACAAGGGAGGAAUUAAAAGAAAUGGCAAAAGAAUACCUUGAAGCACAAUUUAUUGACUUUAACAAGGGUGAUUUAGAGGGUCACAUUCGUUUCCCAGCUGAAGGAGAUGCAAAAGAGUUCUUAAAAAAAGUUGAGGAUGUCGAGGUCAAAAUUGGCGAAGUAAUCUUAAAAUUUAGGUUAAUUGAAGGUGAUGAGGAGGUUGAGUACCUCAAAAAAACAGUUGAAAACAUAAACAAAAUGAGGCAGAAUAAAAAAUUCGGCAAAGGUAAUUUCCGGAAACGCAGGGGCGGAUUCAAUCACGGUGGACAAAACAAAAGGUCCCGAAAUUAAUUGUAAGUCGCGUUAAAUUUGUUCUUUGUAUUGUAUAAGAUUAUCUCAAAGUUGAAAAAGUACAGGUAAUUAUGUUGUAUCUGUUGAAAUAGAUGUUUUAAUUUUUUACUGAGUUUUGAAUUUUAAAUAUUAUUGUAUUGACUGGAGUUGAUUGUUAUAAGUACAAAUGUUUUUUGUACUUGAUAAAAGGUUAAUAAACUGAAAUUAAAUAA
This is a messenger RNA of Brassicogethes aeneus, 1547 nucleotides long. Lineage: Eukaryota; Metazoa; Arthropoda; Insecta; Coleoptera; Nitidulidae. The record is from the annotation of a GenBank genome assembly.